UGUUUUGAGCUGACACUCCCCAUCUCGCCUCUCGCGCGCGCGCAGACUAGUACCGUGCCCCGCGGUGGCAGGCACCAAACCCAUCGAAAGGUCUCCCAUAACGCGUAAGCCUCGGCGAUCGCACGGCCGCACGGGCCGCCGGCCGCGCGCCCCCUUUUAUAUCACGGCGCCACAGGACAGCGAGGCAAGGAGGGGUAGUGGUGGGCUGGUGGUGGCAGCUUCCGGAGACGCAGGAAACAGAGGAGGAAUCCGCAGGAGGAGGCGUCGACCGAGCGGGCUCCCCGCUGCUGCUCCCAUGGGGAACUGCCUCGGCUCGGAGGAAGCCGAAUUGGAGGCCGUGAAGAACGUUGGCCGCCAUGGGCAGACCCAAGCACCUGCACGGGCGCUUCCGAUGGCGGCACCGGAGCCGGACCCUUCGAUGAGCUCAUCAUCGGGGCACCCGAGCAGCAGGUCCCCGGGGUCGUCCAUGAGCAGCAUCGCGACGACCCGGAGCGGCAGCAGCAGCAGCAGCCUGGCCGCGUACCCGGAGGGCCGGAUCCUGGAGGCGCCCAACCUGCGCGUCUUCACCUUCGCGGAGCUCCGGUCGGCGACGCGCAACUUCAAGCCCGACACGGUGCUCGGCGAGGGCGGGUUCGGGCGGGUGUACAAGGGCUGGGUCGACGAGCGGACCAUGAACCCCACGCGCUCCGGCAUCGGCAUGGUCGUCGCCGUCAAGAAGCUCAACCCCGAGAGCGUGCAGGGCCUCCAGGAGUGGCAGUCGGAGGUGAACUUUCUCGGGAGGCUGUCGCAUCCGAACCUGGUGAGGCUGCUGGGGUACUGCGUGGAGGACAGGGAGCUGCUGCUCGUGUACGAGUUCAUGCCCAAAGGCAACCUCGAGAAUCAUCUCUUUAGAAAGGGUGGAGCCUUCGAACCCAUCCCCUGGAACCUUCGGCUUCGGAUAGCCAUUGGUGCGGCCCGUGGUCUCGCGUUCCUCCACUCAUCGGAGAGGCAGAUCAUCUACCGAGACUUCAAGGCUUCCAAUAUUCUCCUCGACACGAAUUACAACGCCAAGCUCUCGGAUUUCGGCCUCGCCAAGCACGGCCCUACCGGCGGCGACAGCCACGUCACGACGCGCGUCAUGGGCACGUACGGCUACGCUGCCCCGGAGUACGUCGCCACAGGGCACCUGUACGUGAAGAGCGACGUGUGGGCCUUCGGCGUGGUGCUGCUGGAGAUGCUGACGGGCCUGCGCGCGCUGGACACGGGCCGCCCCGCGCAGCAGCACAACCUGGUGGACUGGGCCAAGCCGCACCUGGCGGACCGGCGGAAGCUGGCCCGGCUGGUCGACCCGAGGCUCGAGGGCCAGUACCCGUCCAAGGCCGCGCUGCAGGCGGCCCAGCUCUCGCUGCGCUGCCUCGAGGGGGACCCCAGGAGCCGGCCAUCCAUGGCCGAGGUCGUCGCUGCGCUCGAGGAGAUCGAGCAGAUCAAGGUGCGGCCCAAGGGCGGCGGCGCGCCGCGGGAGGAGCGGCGGGGCGCAACCGCUCGUCGCGCCCGAGGUCCGGCGGGUCCGGCCGGGCGGGGAGCAGCCACCACCACCACUCCCCGUCUCCAAGUAUGAGGUAGCACGACGCUUGCAGUGUAUCGGUAGCUUUUGCUGCAGAUCUUUUCGGCAGCAAUGGUGAAGGCCAGAAGGGCCUUGUAUGUUCAGUUUGAUCGUAGAUGGCCCAAAUGUUGGCUGGUACACGGGUUCAGGAAUCAAUAGGAUGUUAUUAUUUUUCAAUCUUCUUCUCUGGUUUCGCCAAACUUUGUUGUAAAAGAGGGCCGGCGCAGAUACAGCAUGCUCCUAUGUAGUAGUAGUAGUAUGAACUCGAACUCCUAUGUAGAAUAGUUAGCAGUUUCUGAAACAAAACUCAUUUCAUCGUGCGGCCUGUAACCAAAGCUACGGCGAACUUUAGAUU
Messenger RNA from Setaria italica (foxtail millet), 1937 nucleotides. Its product is annotated as probable serine/threonine-protein kinase PIX13. The transcript is spliced from 6 exons. The record is from RefSeq and is a predicted model, not a curated record. Gene Ontology annotation, biological process: protein phosphorylation. Gene Ontology annotation, molecular function: ATP binding; protein kinase activity. NCBI's taxonomy places the organism in Eukaryota, Viridiplantae, Streptophyta, Magnoliopsida, Poales, Poaceae. The coding region runs from base 296 to 1597 and encodes 433 amino acids.